Brassica oleracea var. oleracea is the source of this 1116-nucleotide messenger RNA. Its product is annotated as probable inactive poly [ADP-ribose] polymerase SRO2. The record is from RefSeq and is a predicted model, not a curated record. The transcript has 5 exons. The coding region runs from base 126 to 1040 and encodes 304 amino acids. NCBI's taxonomy places the organism in Eukaryota, Viridiplantae, Streptophyta, Magnoliopsida, Brassicales, Brassicaceae. Gene Ontology annotation, molecular function: NAD+ poly-ADP-ribosyltransferase activity.
AGCAGAACGUAACGGCACCGCUUUAAAACCGUUUAAUACUUGUCUCCUUUCUUCUACAUUCUCUGGUUAGUCCCCUUCCCCAAGAAAACUUGUCUCUCUCUCUCUCUCUUUCCUUCCCACUCGUGAUGGCGGCGCAGGUCGAAAUCGAGGACCAAUCGUCCGUCACCGAACUCGAUAAUGGCGAAAUUUUCGAUCCCCUCUCCGACGAUGCCGAUUCCUCCUCCGGAUCAACGAUCCUUCUCGGCCAAGGAAACCAGGAGCACGACGUCAUCAAAGCGUGUUUCCUCUCCGGCUUAGGCGCCGCUUUCGCGGGCGACACGACGGUGGCGAGCGUGCGUAAGAACUCAACGGAAGGGAUCGCGACGAGAGCCAGGUACGUAGCGUUUCGGAUCUUCACGGAAGCCAUGGCGAGGAAGAACGGGGGAGAUCCGAAUGUGAAGUACGGUUGGUACGCUGGCUCCAGAGAAGAGAUCGAGGGUAUCGUCUCGUACGGAUUCAGCAGCCGGGAGAUCGAUGACGGUUCUCAUGGAAUCGGAAUCCAUCUCGUUGCUUCUAAGUGCUCUCUCUUCGCAGCUGUAGGUGCAGAGCCAGACGGGGAAGGUGUGAGGCAUCUUAUCUUAUGCCGUGUACUCCUCGGGAAGCCUGAGCAGAUCGCCUCCGGGUCUAAACAGUCGCAUCCGAGCUCUAGUGAAUUCGAUUCCGGUGUGGAUGAUCUUCAGAAUCCGAGUAAGUAUGUUGUGUGGAGCUCCAACAUGAACUCGUACAUCUUACCGAGUUACAUCCUCAGUUUCAGGUCUCCUCGCCUCAGAGUUAUAGGUAGAGGUGGUCCUCCGCCAAGCUCGCCUUGGGUUAGUUUUACUGCGCUUAUGUCAAUGCUGUCCAAGUCUGUCGAUGCUUCCAGAAUGAGCUUGAUCAUGAGGACUUACGAUGAUUUUAGGAAACGGAAGAUUCAGAGAUAUCAACUGGUUCGGAUGAUGAGACAAGUGGCUGGAGACGACCUUUUGGCUCAGAUAAUCAGGAACCACAGGGACAGGGUUUAAGGAAGGAUAGAUGAAAGGAGAAGUCUAAGACGCGUGGAAGCUCAAUCAAUUGUGGAAAAUCUAUAUCUGAGAGUUU